Messenger RNA from Rhodotorula toruloides NP11, 762 nucleotides. RefSeq names its product Flavin reductase-like protein. NCBI's taxonomy places the organism in Eukaryota, Fungi, Basidiomycota, Microbotryomycetes, Sporidiobolales, Sporidiobolaceae. Bases 1 to 762 code for a protein of 253 amino acids. Gene Ontology annotation, molecular function: FMN binding; riboflavin reductase (NADPH) activity. The transcript has a single exon. The record is from RefSeq and is a predicted model, not a curated record.
AUGCUUCCUCGAACCCGCACACCGCUUCGGUUAUGGCUGGCACGAGCUCAAUCGACCGCUAGCAACGGCAGCUUGCCUUCACCACUCCAGCGCGAGCUCUUCCGCCGUGUAGCGCAGCCUGUGGCCGUCAUCACCGCCCGCAUCCCCUCUCCCGAUGGCCAAGCCAGCGACGCAACCGCACGAACGGGCCAGAACGAACGGCAUAAUCACGGAGCGACCCUAUCAUCUCUCGCCAGCAUCUCCCUAUCCCCGCCGCUCGUCUCAUUCUCCCUGCGUUUACCCUCUCGACUCGCGACUUUCCUCUCCACCCAUUCCUCGCCUGAUGCCCCUUCGACGAAUUCGUUCCGCGUACACCUCCUGUCGACUUCACAAGAGUCCCUAGCCCGCGCCUUUGCCCGACAAGCACCUUUACCCGCACCGGCACAACCCUCUCCUCCUCCUUCACCUCAACCAUCCGGCCAAAGUUGGGAUUCGUCGCCCGCUUUCGAGCCAGCACUUUUCGACGAGCUUGAGAAGAGUAGCUUGGGAUGGAUGGACUGCAAGGUGGUCAAGCGGAUACCUUUGUCCGAUUUGGGGGAGGAUGUCUCGGACUCGAUGGAGCGAAGGAAGGACGGUCCGCAACAACCGCGGUCUGAGCUAUUUAUUGCGCGCGUGGAGCAGGUCUCGCUGGGACAGGCGAAGGAGGGGUCGGGCUCAUUGAUGUACUGGGAGCAGCAGUAUGCGCAGGUCGAGCCGCUGGACGGCAAAGCGGAGGAUCGGUAG